CGCCGACCUCCGCUUCCACUGUAAAACACUUAUAACAGUCAUUGACCUUGCGCCGCCUGCAAACGAUUCGCACUCGAGACGUUUUCGCGUGCUUGGAUUAGCGUGAACGAACCCCUUGGUCGCAUCCACGACUCGCGGACAAAAGCCACCCCACGUCAUCGUCACCCAAUACGCAUCGCCCGCACCGCCGGCUAGCUACUCCGUAUCUCGAGCUGGGCUAAUAAACUAGAAAAUCAAAUCAUAUCAAAUCAUCAUUUGGAGAGUGGAAAAACCAAUAAACAGGCCUAUCCCUGGAUACCAACCAUGCCUGCUGCCACACAACCUUCAGACGCAGCGGGAGCCGCAACCGCGACAGUCCCCCACCCGAUUCCCCUCACAGAAUCCGAGGUGCUGAUCCGUGGAUUUCUGGCCGCUAACCCGGAUCUCGACAACGACAAGCAAUCGCCGAUUGAGAUUAUGACGGAUCGAUAUACAAAUCCGGAGUGGCAGGCGCAGAUUGACGAGACAAUCCGGCACGUGCUGAAGGAGGUGGAGAGCGGGGAGCGCGCAAACAAGGUUUACGAAGGACCACGGAUGCGGAACGGAGAAGAGGCGUUGAAGCAACUGGCCAAAACAAUCGACCACACCGUGUUGAAGCUGGAUGCUACGAGUUCGGUUGUAGACGGCUUGUGUAGCGAGGCAAGAACCGAGGGGUUUAAGUCUGUAUGUGUCCGUCUAAACUGGGUGCAGCGCUGUGUAAAGAACCUCAAAGGCACAGACGUCCUCGUCGCAUGUGUCGUCGGUUUCCACGAGGGAACCCAAGACACAUAUUCAAAAUGCCGUGAAGCACGUGCUGCCGUUGCAGCCGGCGCAGCAGAGCUCGACGUUGUGCUCAACCACUCGCUGCUCACAAAGCACAACCGCCCAGAGACUUUGACCCGCACCUCCAGAGAUUCCGCCAUUGACAGCAUCACGGCUGCCAACACAGCCAAGAAUGCCGGCACCAGCCGCAACAACUCUAUUGCUACAGGCCAAGAUGAGAUUCCAGACUACAGCGCCAUAUACAGAGAACUAGCUACCAUUCGCUCGCUCUGCCCUAAGACAACGCUCAAACUCAUCCUCGAAACCUCACAGUUGACAACCACCCAAAUCCUCGCUGCCUCGCACCUCGCAGCCGCCGCAUCAUUUGACUUCAUCAAGACUUCAACAGGCUUCAACGGACCGGGCGCCACGUUGCCUCACGUCCAGCUCAUGGUAGGAGCUGCAGAGUAUCUUGCCGCGAAGGGUGUGAGCAGGCGGAAGAUGGAGGUCAAAGCCAGCGGCGGCGUGAGGGAACUCGACACCGCUGUCAAGAUGCUCGAGGCUGGCGCUACCAGACUGGGCACUAGCAGUGGGCUCUGGAUUAUGCAGGAAGCGAGGGCAAAGGUGGGCCAGGAGAAGGUAGCUGCGGGGCUCGCGGCGACCGAGAAUAGGAGACCGAGUCCAGUUACGAGGCUGUAUACUGAUGAUUCGUCGUAUUAGAGGUAGAGGAUUAUGGUAGUAUAUAUGUGUACUUAGGAUACAAUGCAAACGCCUUUGUACCCAAACUCUAUUUACCUAUU
Bipolaris sorokiniana ND90Pr is the source of this 1580-nucleotide messenger RNA. RefSeq lists its product as uncharacterized. Bases 304 to 1500 code for a protein of 398 amino acids. Gene Ontology annotation, biological process: deoxyribonucleotide catabolic process; carbohydrate catabolic process. Gene Ontology annotation, molecular function: deoxyribose-phosphate aldolase activity. The record is from RefSeq and is a predicted model, not a curated record. Gene Ontology annotation, cellular component: cytoplasm. The transcript has 2 exons. NCBI's taxonomy places the organism in Eukaryota, Fungi, Ascomycota, Dothideomycetes, Pleosporales, Pleosporaceae.